Messenger RNA from Necator americanus (New World hookworm), 942 nucleotides. RefSeq lists its product as uncharacterized. The record is from RefSeq and is a predicted model, not a curated record. The transcript is spliced from 9 exons. The coding region runs from base 1 to 942 and encodes 313 amino acids. Lineage: Eukaryota; Metazoa; Nematoda; Chromadorea; Rhabditida; Ancylostomatidae.
AUGCCCUGUACCAAUUCGUGCACGCUUAGUACAGCUCACAUUACAAUGCAUUCCUUUGGCAGGCUAUGGAUGCUUCCCAGGUUAUGGUGGUAUCGAUACUGGAGCACAAAUUUCGAGCGAUUGAUGUAUAUUAUGCUCCAGCGCCACUCAUUCGAUACGCAGUUCUUUUGUGAAUUAAGAUAUAAUAGAAUGGACUCGUCAAUCACCGUAUUCCCUCAUGUAUACGCAGUAGAUCAAGCUUGUGCAGUUUUUACUGCGUCGUUCGUACUCAACCAUUUCUUUCUUGAAUCCACAUUCAAAGAAGUAUUUGCUGGUUUAUGGAUUUUGUAUGUUCACAAUACACAAGGUUACAGGACGCAAUGGGUUAUGAUGCGAGAGAAGAUACAAGAAAACCAUACUUUUUCGAGAAGAAUGAACUCAAAAUCUCUGCUGGCAGCUCUGAAAUCUGGGGACUCGGAUCGUGCGAAGACCUUACUGAAGUCUGUCCAUGCAUCACAAUGGCCCAGUGAAAUCCUGCUUCCGUUUGCACUACGUGAAGUGCUUCGGGGUCAUGCUAUCGUCAAUGAGUUGAGCUACGUGGCGAAGUGUUUCAGAUUUUUCUCUCGUUUUCACCGUCUGCACGAACUACAAAGAAACGAUGUAGCCGAGUUGCAUCGACUAGCACUGCUUGCGGAGGUCGUACAUACUAUGAUGUCCAGUGGCUGCGAUGACAUCGACAAACUAAGUGAUUUUGUUAUGCGAAGACAUCAGGAGAUCGUGUGUUUGUAUGGGUCCCGGCGCUAUAACCGGCAGUUCCAGUACCUAAUAGCAGUUUGCCAUCGACGAACCCGUCUACUAGACUUCAAGAAGAGGUCAAGAACUUUGCUCGUUAACAUCCUCAGCAAGCUGCAGAAGCGAGGCCUUAAUUUUGUUGAAUCAUUGAUUACUGUAAUGAUUAGGUGA